AUGACGCUCGAUCUCCUGAUUGUCUCUGCGGGAAGCCUAGCCCUAAAGCUCCUCCGAGUGACUCCUCUCAUCACCACCACCAUCCUUCUCAUUAACCGCCUGGCCCAAUACUUCGCCCUCUCCACCUUCCUCCCCCCUCACACCUCCCCCAAGAAAAUCGACCACGUCGGCGCCGCCUUCCAGCACUGGCUGCAGACAGUCGUUCCCCGCGUCUGGACUGGCGUCAUCGGCAUAGUCCUCUUGACUCGGGUUGCCCUGAUUCUGAAUCUUUUCGUGCGCCCGGAUGACCUCGCUGGCAGCAACGCCCGCUUUCUUUACGGUGUUGGACUCUUCCUAUCGUUUGCGCACUUGGCCGUGGCGCCCAAAAUGUUGAAGUUUGAGAAGCGCAUGAUGAGUCCCGAAACUGUUCCGCAGGUCGCAAUGGAGUUGCUGGCCGGGUGGAUGAAGGUCAACAAUGUAAGGUUCUGGAUGGUGGAUGUGCCCUUCUGGGUAGUUGGGGUGUGGGCCACCCUUGAGGGCCUGAAGGCGUAG
Messenger RNA from Penicillium robsamsonii, 531 nucleotides. RefSeq lists its product as uncharacterized. Lineage: Eukaryota; Fungi; Ascomycota; Eurotiomycetes; Eurotiales; Aspergillaceae. The coding region runs from base 1 to 531 and encodes 176 amino acids. The transcript is spliced from 2 exons. The record is from RefSeq and is a predicted model, not a curated record.